AUGGUGUUGCAUGGAUGGCUCACUCGGCACUUGACGAGCCAGCGGCUGUUCUUGCUGGCGUUUGGGCUCUGGGCUCUGAAUGCCCGUGGGUCCCACGACGCGUCCCGGCCCAGGCGUCCAUCCGUUGCUUGCUUCCCGUCGACUCUUUCUCGGGGCGAGGGGAGGGCAACGGUACACUCCAAAACAGAAGAUCGCUUCGCCAGCUGCUGCCGCCGCCCGCCGCGGCUCUCCCGAACGUUCGAAUCCAACGGCUACUUUGACCGCCUACUUAAGCCCCGCCCCUCCGCCUCACCCAUCCUCCCCACAACCCCGCACGGCACCUCCCAGCUCCCCUCUCCUCGCCUCCUCAACCCGUCGAUCCAUCCCGAGCUCGUCCCGUCUCUUCCGAUGGCGUCCAGCGCGCUCCUCCUCUGCUCCCUCGUCGCCCUCGCCCUCGCGGCCGGCUCCGACGCCAGGGACCACGUCGUCGGCGGCGGCAAGGACGGCGCGUGGAGGGUGCCGCCCCCGGCGCAGCCCGACGCGCUCAACGACUGGGCCGGGAAGGCCCGCUUCCACGUCGGUGACAACCUCGUGUUCAAGUUCGACGCGGCGACGGACUCGGUGCUGGAGGUGACGCGGGCGGACUACGACCGGUGCAACACGGCCAGCCCCAUCGCCACCUACAAGGCCAGCGGCGCGGUCGUGCCGCUGCCGCCCAAGGGCGCCCGCUUCCGCUACUUCAUCAGCGGCGCCCCCGGGAACUGCCAGAAGGGCGAGCGCGUCAUCGUCCUCGUCAUGUCGGAGAAGCACGGCAGCCGGGUCCCGCCUGCCGCGCCGGCCCCCGCGCACUCCCCCUCCUCCUCCGCGGGGCUCGUGGAGGCGCCCGCCCACGCGCCCGCGCCCGCGCCGGCCACUGGCGCCGCGUGGAGGACGGCGUCCGGCAGCGGCUCCGUGGUCCUCGGCGCUCUCCUCGGAGCGCUGCUCGUCGUUGGGUUCUGAGUUCCUGUCGUUGCUUAGGAUCGAUCUUAGGGAGGAUUAUUUGAUUAGGCUCAAGUUAUUAUGGGCAUUGUUAAGAUUAGUGGACAGAUGUGCUUCUUCUGUCUGUAGAAGAAGAGAAGAUGAUUUCUUUCUGGCGCAAAAUCAUCGAUCAUAAAUGGCAAUAUCUUCUAUCUGAUAAAGCAAUCUUUGAGAUUUCAAGAUUUCUUAA
Messenger RNA from Triticum aestivum (bread wheat), 1186 nucleotides. Its product is annotated as early nodulin-like protein 1. Gene Ontology annotation, cellular component: plasma membrane. The transcript has 2 exons. Bases 1 to 978 code for a protein of 325 amino acids. The record is from RefSeq and is a predicted model, not a curated record. Lineage: Eukaryota; Viridiplantae; Streptophyta; Magnoliopsida; Poales; Poaceae. Gene Ontology annotation, molecular function: electron transfer activity.